CUGACGGUCACGAAAGAAUACAAAACGAAGCAAAUCGCCAAAAGCAUCGACUGGGAAUCUUGUGUUGACAAGUAUGGCGAGAUUCUCGAAGCUUACAGUGCUUAUUAUCCCUCGCCAGAAGAAGAUUUCGAUGAUGGUUCGCUCUUUUUUUGACUUUAUGAUGCGCACUGUUCAUUGAUAACAAUCUCAAAACAUCCUGUCGAUCUGUAAUGUAUUGGUUGCGUAAAUUUAUCACAGCUUCAUUUAUCUGAACGCAUGAUAUCAAACUAGAAAUCAGAGCAACUAACAAAGAAGCUACAACCUUGCUAUACGCCAUGUUUGUUUAUAGUGCUCGCCGCGAAGACUGGAUCCAAGAGAAUGACGAAAGCGUAUUCGAAAAUUUCCGGAUACGACCGUCCACACGCAUACGUAUUCGUAUCGGAUAA
Porites lobata is the source of this 425-nucleotide messenger RNA. The record is from the annotation of a GenBank genome assembly. Lineage: Eukaryota; Metazoa; Cnidaria; Anthozoa; Scleractinia; Poritidae.